Molecule: messenger RNA, 1758 nt
Organism: Ixodes scapularis (black-legged tick)
Lineage: Eukaryota; Metazoa; Arthropoda; Arachnida; Ixodida; Ixodidae
Product: medium-chain acyl-CoA ligase ACSF2, mitochondrial-like
Exons: 16
Coding region: 1-1758 (585 amino acids)
Biological process (GO): fatty acid metabolic process
Molecular function (GO): medium-chain fatty acid-CoA ligase activity
Source: RefSeq, a predicted model, not a curated record
AUGUUCUUAAAUUGCGCUCGAGCCGUGUUAAAUCCUCUCCGAUGCGUGACUAGAAGAGUGAACAAAAUACACCAAGGCCAACGGCACCUCUCCAAACUCAGCUACCAUCACGUUCCGGGAAAAGAGCCGCUUGUGACCUGGACCGUGGGACAAGUGAUUGACAGAUCAGCCGACGUCUUCGGGGACGCCGUAGCCAUGGUGUCCCAUCAUCAGGACAUACGGAAGACGUACACGGAGUACAAAAAAGACGUAGAUCAACUAGCUGCGAGCCUGGUGUCUCUCAAACUUCCAAUGGGCUCCAGGGUUGCCCUACUCUGUCCAAGAGUUUAUGAAGGGGCACUGCUACUUUAUGCGGCUCCUAAGGCGGGUCUUGUUAUGGUUGGCAUCCCCACACUCUGUACAGCUUCUGAGCUUGAGACUUCCUUGAAUAAGACAGAGUGUGCGGCUCUGAUAAUUGGAGAAAAAUUUACCGAUAAGAAGUACUACGAGAUGUUGCUUCAAAUUGCACCGGAACUUGAGAAGACGGCACCGGGAGAGUUGAAGAGCCACAGGCUACCAUUCUUGAAACACGUCGUCACCAUAGGCAAUAGCCGCAAGCCCGGCACCCUGACGUUUGAUGACCUGGUGAACUCAGUGACGGCUGAAGACUACGCGACCAUGAGCUCUUUGUCGGCCAAAGUGCAGUUCGACCAAGAUGCUUUUGUCCAGUUUUCCUCGGGUACAACCGGGCAACCCAAACCAGGCCGACUGUCUCACUUCAACGUUGUCAAUAACGCCAACCUGGUGGGCCGCUUCGUCGGAUACCAUCGACAGCGGGAAUCUAUCUGCCUGAACGCAGAACUGGUUUUUGGAUUCGGCAGAACAAUAGGCGUGCUAGCUGUCACAAUUUUCGGCUCCACCAUAGUAUUGCCGGGACCUAACUUCUCGCCAAAAACGACGCUGGAAGCCAUCUCAAGGCACAGAUGCACCGUCGCCUAUGGUCCAUCCACUGUGUUCUUCGAUGUGCUGCGUGAGCUUGAAAAAGGAGACUACGACGUUUCUUCAAUUAGAAAAGCAAUCAUGGGCGGAACCUUAACUAAUCCUGCCAUUGUGGAAAAGGCAAGGACAAGGAUGAAUGCCCGAAGUUUAUAUAUAGUUUACGGGGGAGGCGAGACCAGUCCGGUCAUCACGUGCACGAAUCCGGAUGAACCAACGGAUCGGUGGAUUCGAACGGUUGGAAAGCCGCUGGAUCACGUCGAGGUGAAGGUUGUGGACGCCGAAGGGAAUAUUGUUCCCGUGAACACGAGUGGAGAGCUGUGCACCCGAGGCCCCCAUGUUUUCAAGGGCUACCUCAACGAUGACGCGAAGACAAAAGAAGCCAUCCGAAACGGCUGGUAUCACACGGGGGACGAGGCUACGAUGAGCGAGGACGGUCGGAUCACAUUUGUUGGACGCGUCAAAGAGCUGAUCAACUACAGGGGCUUUAAAGUGCCGCCAUUGAAGGUCGAAAAUGUUCUCAACACGCACACCGACGUGGAGGAGGCGCAGGUGAUUGGAGUACCGGACGAAAGGGCGGGCGAGAAAAUAUGUGCGUGGAUCAAACUGAAAGCAGAUAAAACCUUAACUCAAGAAGACAUCAAAGCCUUUUGUAAAGACAAGCUGCAGUCGUACUGGAUACCGGAACACGUGCUGUUCGUAGACUCCUUCCCGAGGACUCAGACUGGAAAAGUUCAAAAGCACAAGAUGCGGGAGCAGAGCGUCAAACUCUUCAACCUCUAA